This is a messenger RNA of Phanerochaete carnosa HHB-10118-sp, 2690 nucleotides long. RefSeq lists its product as uncharacterized. The transcript is spliced from 9 exons. Gene Ontology annotation, biological process: proteolysis. The coding region runs from base 14 to 1552 and encodes 512 amino acids. The record is from RefSeq and is a predicted model, not a curated record. Lineage: Eukaryota; Fungi; Basidiomycota; Agaricomycetes; Polyporales; Phanerochaetaceae. Gene Ontology annotation, molecular function: serine-type exopeptidase activity; dipeptidyl-peptidase activity.
AACCUUACCUCAGAUGCCGCUAGACCACUUUGGCGGUGCUCCAGGCACCUUCAAGAAUAGGUAUUGGGUUAACGCGUCGUACUACGAACUUGGGGGUCCGGUCUUUUUUUUUGAUUCUGGCGAACAAAAUGCAGAACCACUGUUAUCAUACUACUUGCAGGAAUACCACGGUCUCUCAGCAACGAUGCGACUUGCAAAGCGAUACAAUGGAGUGGCAGUUCUUUGGGAGCACAGGUUCUACGGCGACUCGCUUCCCUUUCCGGUGAAUGACAAUACGACCACCGAACAAUGGCAGUUCCUCACGACAGAGCAAGCACUUGAGGACGUCGUCUACUUCGCUGACCGCUUCACUCUUCCAUCCUCCACACAGUCACAGAAUCCUUCUGUCAAUUUCAGCUCUGCGGCGCUCCACCCCUCCCUCACACCCUGGGUUUGGAUCGGUGGCUCGUACCCUGGCGUCCGCGGCGCGCUUCUCCGCGUGCGCAAUCCGGCGACAUUCUUUGCCGUCUGGGCAUCAUCUGCGCCCGUCCAAGCGCAGGUAGACAUGGCAUCUUACUACAAGGCUGCUGAACGCAGCCUGACACGUAACUGUUCUGCAGACUGGGUCGCGGUCACGAAGUAUGUUGAUGCCACUCUCGCGAACGGCACCGACGCGGAGCAGAUACUCUUGAAGCAACGUCUCUUGGGUGCUAGGGCAAGCAGUCCGACGAAGAACGUGACGGUUAGUUUGGCCACUGCGGCAAAUACCAGCGAUGUUUCUGCAGCCGGUGUUCUCAUGGAUCCACUGGAUUUCUACCAGUACUAUGGUUUUAAUGCGUCACUCCUCCCUUUCUGCAACAUCCUUGAGACGCACAACUUCAUCGUAGACGCUCAGGAGUUUGGGCUGGCAGCGGCAGAUAGCAUCGAGGUCGCCCUCGACUCAUUCCUCACCGGGCUCGUACAAAUAAAUUACGAUGAGAUACCAGGUGACCCAGACGAUCCAGUCGCAGAUCUCUCGUGGAUGUGGCAGUACUGCUCGGAGUAUGGAUUCUACCAGCGCGGCGACCCGAAUAACCCGCUCUCUAUUGAGACAUCGUUCCUUUCCCUAGAGCUCUUCCAGCAGGAGUGCAACAACACCUUCGGCAGUGGACUUCCACCGUCACCACAGGUCGAGCAUGUUAACAAGUAUGGCGGAUGGGAUAUGAGCCCAUCGAACGUGCUGUUCACAAUGGGUGAAUUUGACCCGUGGCGAACGAUGGGACUCGCUUCCAUCGAAGAUAACUCUCCACACCGCCUUCCAAGUGUUGUAGUGCCGCGAUGCAAUGAAGCUCCGGCGUACCCGUCCUUCUUUGGUCUCACGCAUGCGAACAUGGUUCAUGUCUCAGACCUGCGCGUGUUGCUCACACCCGACUCGAACCAUAGCGACUUCCGAACUGUUGGGUUCUACAGUCCGGUGUCACAAGAGCCCUUCUACUCUGGACUCGCGCUGUUCGAGCUCGCGCUCGACGAAUGGCUGCCGUGUUUUGGAGCAGAUAAAACGAUCCAAAGCGUGCUCAUGGACAGGCGCUUCUAAGCCGGGUAUAUUCUACGGUGGGAGGCAUACAGGAUAUAUAGUGUAUAACUUAGGACUGGUCCGCCCGCGCAUUAGCCUGAUGGGCCCACAAUAGACAGCGUCCAAGCCCGCUUGAGCUGCUCGUGUUCGUCGCGCAACGUGUCGAGGGAUUGCUGUAGUAAAGAAUUCUCUGCGCUGAGUCGCUCGACCUUCCGGGAUAGUUCGCCUGCCUGCUUCGCCGUCGCCUUCUGCCGGUAAUAGUCGUCGCGCACACGCCAAAGUACGUGCAGAAGCUCUUCUGCUUUCUUCGUGUGCGCUUCUGCGCUCGCGCGAUAUUUGUCACGCUGCGCACGGACGUUGUCGUUCUGUGCACGGAGAUUCUCGUUCUCGUUCUUUAGCUCGUCGUAGUCCCUUGUGAGCGUUUGCAAGUUCUGACGGAGGUGCUCGAUCUGCCGCUCCGCGUCGUGUGUGUGCUUCGUUGGGCUUUCUCUCUCUGCGGCAGCAUCCUGUGCCUUCUGCAACGCCAAAGCCUGCGCGCCGGCCAUCCCCUUGAGCCCGUAGUACUCCUCGCGGACUUUCCACAGCACACGCUCGAGUUCAUCAGCCUUCUUCAAGUACUCCUGCGAAGAACGUUGUAAUUUUGCGUUCUCAUCUUGUAUUCUCGCAUUUUCGUCACGCAGAACCGUCGCAGACGAGACGGCUUGUUCUGUAAUGCGCUCGAGGCUACUAACGAGUGUGGAGAGGUUCGAGAUAGCAAUGAAUACAUUAAGAUCCAAUGCCUGAGAUUGAACCUCCUCCGUACGAACUCGCUUCAAAACACGACUCGCAGACCAAAUAUCCACUUCUUCAACCAGCCCAUGCUUUUUAGAUCCCUCACCCUGACCCUCCUGCACAGCUGGCGACACUAUUCUGGAGGCUUCCUCGUCCAGUCCCUCCUCCAUUUUCAGCUCCCGCUCAACCUCCUGCAACAUCUCUUCUUCGCUGGUGGUAUCCUGAUCCGUUGAUGCAGCCGAUACCGAAACGUCCUUUGAGCUAGACGCCGCAGGAACAGAUGUGUCGGUAGAGCAGUACUCGCACAUUGGGGUGGGAUAUUGGGGGGGAGAGAGAAGGAAUAGAUAUGCCGCAGAGACAGUGGAGAGCGGAGAACGGGGAGAUGGGA